UAACAGUUUGGAUCCACCCAUACAAAUAAUGGCAAUUCUACGUUGGUUUGGCCACUGGUUAAAUUGAUAUCUUCAUCCGCACUGAUUCUAAUCUAUAGCGGAUUUAAAUACAGGCAACAAGGGGUCAAAUUCCUAUAGAUUUACAGAUUUCAUUUUGAAGACAUAUAGUCUGAGAGAGAUUUUUGGCUUAAGCGCCAUAGUCAUAUCUCCUUUUUGCAAUCAUAAUUUGGAUUAAGUCCUAACAAAAAGGAUAACUGAGUUUUCGGAAUCAUAAAAAGUUAAGUCUCAAUAUCACUGCGAGCUACAAUAGUUCAAAUGACCUUGAACCAUUGUGCUAAUUAAUAAUGAGGAGUUAAGUCACUUGACCCAUUGCUUCUGUCGAGCGGUUUGGACAUAACCUGCAUACGCACUUUGACGCAUACUGAUUCAGCGGCGAUAAGAUUCCAAAAUACUAUUUUUAAGUGGUUUUAAAUUACCACAAAUAAUAUAACAAUGACAGGUAGAUCGUCCCGAAUACUUCGAAUGGCUCUAGGUCAAAUUCCAAUGACUUCGGAACAGAAUAAUACACAUUACUUAUUGUAUGUUUGAAAAUCAUGCUUACAUGUCUUCAAGAAUAUCCAACAAUUUCAAUAAUUAGGGAUUCAGAUCUUAGAUGCAGCAUUUCUAGUAUUUCCAGAAAGAUUAUCAAAAUAUUAUUUCAAACUUUUGGAUGUUCAGUGUCUAUUAAUUUCAGUGAAAAUAUUGAGCCACAGUUUAAAUAAAUCUAACGAUUAUGAGAUUCACUCCAAAAAUACCUGUGUUUUAGUUGAUGAAACAUACUAUGGUAAUAAUAUUGAACAGUAUUCUAUUAUGGAUGGUGAAGAAGUAACGAAAGACUGCUGUCCUACAAUAUUAAGGAAUGACGUAGAACUGCAAGACAAUUUAGUUCGUUUGGGUGAACCUCCAAAUACCUUAGCAAUGAUAAAUUCAAUAGGAAAAGACAAUAAUAUCCAAGGAGGUAUUGAUUACUGUCGGGAUAUUGCCGAUCUCCCUAUUGUGAUUCUUGAAAAUCCCUGCGAUUCUAAAAGUCUUCCCUUAGAUUGUAUCGAUAAACAAGACUUGGAAGGCAUUACUCUUGAUCAAGAUACUAAUACUGUUUAUCAAGACAAUCUGACACCCACGUUAGUACGAAUUAAGAACCAAAAGGGAAUGGAGAAAAACGAAAUGGAUGAGUCGUCUGACCUUAGUGACACUGCAUACGAUCCGAAUUAUGAAAAUGAAGAUUCUACGCCUGAAUCAGAUGAUAGUGAGGUCAAUCAGGGCGAAGAAGCUAAGGAAGCAUUGAGCGAAAAGGAAAAUCAUAAUACUAGUGAAGACAGGAAAGGGAGAAAAAGGGUGAGAAACGAAUCACAAUGGGCAGCAAACAAAAGGAAAAUGGCUCGGACUGCUGGUCAAGAAUAUACGUCCAGCAGAAAAACUAAAAUUCGUGCUCGAAAAUUGAAACCUUGUUGUAAGGAAACCUGUAAGUUAAAAUGCCAUGAGAUUUUCUCAAAUGGAGAACGACAAAAUAUUCUACAGUCUUUUUGGAAUGAGGAUGUCUAUUACGAUAGGAAAAUACAAUUUGUGGCAUCAUGUAUUGAGGAGACUCCUGUGCAACGGCACAGAAGCCGAACCGGAACACGAGAAGGAAAAAGAAGUGUUACUUACAUUUAUUCCUUAACCAGCAAAGGUUCAAAGAAACGGGUAUGCAAAAGAUUUUUUUUAAAUACUUUAGACAUAUCACAAAAUUUCGUGGAUCACGCUCUGCGUAAGACUUUACUAGGAGGUAUUAUUAAAAGUGAUUUAAGAAAAGGUCACAUACCACAAAAUAAAAUACCAGAUGAAAUAAGACAGGGUAUGCGAGACAUAAAUAGAUUCCCAUUUUAUGAAUCGCACUAUAGUAGAGAGAAAUCAACCCGAAAGUAUUUAGAAUGUGACUUGAAUAUAACCAGAAUGUAUCAGCUCUAUUAUGACGAAGCACUUGCAUCAAAUACUUUGCCUGCACAUAUUGGCAAGCUGUGGCUUUAUCGCGAUAUAUUUAACACAGAAUUUAAUCUGUCUUUUAAGAUGCCCUCAAAUGAUACAUGCGAUAAGUGCGAUUCUUUUACUGUAAAAUUAAAAGAUCAAGUAGAUCCCACUCAGCGUCAAGUUUUGCAAAGUGAUUACGAUAAACAUAUCGAGGACGCGCAACUUAGAUACAGCAUGAAGGCUGCUGACAAAGAAAGUGCGAAAAAUGCCAAAAACAGGAAAGUGAUCAUGAUUGAUCUGGAAAAAUGUUUGGCAACUCCUUUAUUGAAAAAUUCCCAAAGCUUUUAUUCUCUCAAGCUCUGGACCUUCAAUCUUACCAUUCAUGACUCAACAGUGAAUAAAACAUUUUGUAUGAUGUGGGAUGAGACGGUGGCUGGAAGUGGUGGGAACGAAGUCGCAUCUGCAGUUUUAAAAUGGUUAAAGGUUUCACAGUUGGAUCCCCAGAUAGAAGAAUUAACAAUUUGGUCAGACAACUGCCCAUCUCAGAAUAGAAAUUUGAUGAUGGUUAUGUGA
Molecule: messenger RNA, 2559 nt
Organism: Acanthoscelides obtectus
Lineage: Eukaryota; Metazoa; Arthropoda; Insecta; Coleoptera; Chrysomelidae
Source: the annotation of a GenBank genome assembly